This is a messenger RNA of Dicrocoelium dendriticum, 1199 nucleotides long. Lineage: Eukaryota; Metazoa; Platyhelminthes; Trematoda; Plagiorchiida; Dicrocoeliidae. The record is from the annotation of a GenBank genome assembly.
CCCUCGGUUUAAUACGACCCACGUACGCCCCGGAACCAGAAGCCUUCGGAACCCACGACCGGACGCAUAUUACCAUUUGGCUCCUUACUCAUCACCUGGUCCUGACGGCUUGACCCUUUGUUCCUCAAAUCUGUGGUGCAUAUAUUGCCUCACCUAUCUCGCAGGUCUUCUAUCGAACGUUUCAGUCCGGACUUCUCCUGACCGCUUGGAAGUUGGGCAUCAUCAUGCAGCUUUGUCAAAUCAGAGCAGCAGCACGUGGCUGCGGCCUGAGUGGAACCUAGUACUGUUCCCCAAUGUGCCCCAUUUUGAUUACUACAAUGCAGUACGAAAUCAUAGAGAAGCCGCUCCGGGAGAUCGCUUGCUUGAGGCAGAUGUGAUUGCACAAACGGGUAAAUAUGUCUUGUGUAACGCAAUGUCAAGUUGACUUCAAUUCUGCUCGGAUUAUCGCAGCAACAUUCAUGAACAGAAAAUGCUCUAGGAACUCCGAAGUUACCAUGCAGAUAGGAACGCCACUCCAGCCAAUAUCGCCUUGUACCGCAGGACCAACAUCAGUAGACGAUGUUAGCGAUCACUCUCGCAAGAGGGGGCUACCGGCAGACGCCACUCAUGAUGUUCCGACAUCCGUAUCACUGCUUCACGUCGAGCGCACUUCUACCGAUAGACACUGUACAGCAUCUGUAUGUCAAGAAUUAACUGAACCUCACGUGGAAUCAUGGUCUACUGGCGCAAGACAACUUGAACCUACCGUAGGUAAAAGAAUGACCAGGACCAUAGGUACAAACACGCCUAUGGCUGAGAGCUUCACGACAAACUCAAAUUCUGAUUUCGUACAAUCCUCACACUUGAUACAGCGACUCCUGGCAGACCUCACGGAAGUGAAGGAGGAAAUGACAGAUAUUCGAGAGACGCAAACAUAUGUGGUCAACGAACUCAAAAGCAUAUUUGCGCAUAUUAAGUUACUGAGCGAUGAAAUUCGGCGCUCCAGCAUAACAACCCUGCCUCGUGAACUACCACCGCCAGAUACCACUGUUGACGAAUGAAGCACCCCAUAUGAUGACUACCGCUCAGUUUGAAUCGAUUGCCUUGGUGAUAAGUUUGAAAAAGUCAAACUCCAACGUCGCUCAGAAUCUUGCAUUCAGGAACCCGUGCUGUUAAUUGUUUGCAUAAAUUUUUGAGUACCUAAACUUCUUAAGAGCCCG